AUGGCAGGCGUGCAAUUGUGGGAAUCCGGAGGGCAUGCUACUCCCCCAAACUACCCCGAGUCGGCCCUUGCCCGAACUGGUCCAGCGAUGAAGCAGGCAUUUCUGGAGAAGAAGAAGAUCUAUCGUGGCUUCAAAUAUCCCGCGUGGUGCCACUCGGACCUCUUAUUCUGGAACGUUGAUCUCUCUGCAUGUCGGCAUCUGAAAAGCGACGGCAAUUGA
Penicillium daleae is the source of this 219-nucleotide messenger RNA. RefSeq lists its product as uncharacterized. The transcript has a single exon. The coding region runs from base 1 to 219 and encodes 72 amino acids. Lineage: Eukaryota; Fungi; Ascomycota; Eurotiomycetes; Eurotiales; Aspergillaceae. The record is from RefSeq and is a predicted model, not a curated record.